ACACCAUACUGCCAGCCCUAUAGCAUCCUCCCUUUCUUUAUUACAGUAUCGUUAUAUUUACGUCUCUCUCGUUCAACGGUUACGGUAUUCAGGGUGCUGGUGUUGGUGCUAAGUUGUUUAGACGUUGUCAGUGGCAACGGUAGUCCGAUACACGGCACGCCGCUGGAAGGCACCUAGACGUGUUCAAGCCUUCCUCUCGAUAGUACCGUUUAACGUCAUUCCUAAACGUAUAGUUAAACUUGAAAUUGCUCUCAACACAGCAGUCACAUAUGUACGUAAGAGUUAUUUUAGAAACAUGAUAUUAUAACGACAUAUAAUGACAGUACCAAGUAACAUUAGCGAUAAUUUAGCACAUUCAAGUUGCGUACUUGAUGAGUCUUCAAACUGGAAUACGUUGUACUGCUCUCAUCUUUGGUCAGACAGCCAUGCGAGAAAAGCAAUUAUCAAUGCGCCAAAUAAGAACAAUAAAGCAAUCAAAUAUUGUUACACAUGUAGAGGUAAAAUACGAAAUUAUGGGAUCACACCUCCAAAGGCAAACUUUUCCCCAAACAACCAUUCUACUCCAAAAGGAAAUUCCGCACAAGCAUUUAUAGAAACGCGUACUAAUAAUACAUUGGUUGAAAAUAACUUAGAUAGCUUUAAUCACUCGGAUAAAUCCAAAGGUAGAAAGACGUCUAUUAGUGAUAUUAACAUAAAUAAUUCUGAACUGUCCCAGUACAUUCCCACUAUAUCUCGACAAAUUGAUGUCAGCUUUCGUCAUAAAUAUACCAGUACACAAUAUGAUUUGUGUGCCACAGAUAUAGGUCAGAGAAGACUGAGAAAAGGCCUAAGAGGCAUUGGAUGUAUAAUAAACUUCUCGUUGACUGAAAGUCCGAAGACAAAAAGAACACAGAUACAAGCGUGCUCAAUAUGUGUAAUGAUCGUUGCAAUAGUAGUUAUAAGUUUGGUUCUAGUAAAUUAUACAACUCUCAAUUUUAUGAAUGACAAAAACAUUACUAGUACAUAUUUAGUGCCAAGUGAAAUUGUAGACAUUAAUGAAACAUCUUCAGCUAUCGUCAGUAUAUCUACAGAUCUACCUGUAUUUACCGAAGUCACUGAUAAAAUGUACACAGAAAUAAGCUCAACUGAUGACCCUUUUAUAUUGACCACUACUAAAAAUAUCACUCACAUAAGCAACAUUAUUUUAAAAAUACGUAAGAAUAUUAAAACAUAUCCAAAAGAUGGAAGGAAAGGCGAUGAAAGUAAAAUGCCAAAAGAUAGUAUAAACAGAGAUGUAUCGAAAAGAUUUUGCUCGUGCCAAAAUAAUGAAGUGUGUAUGUUAGACGAGAUAAACGGUGUAGCGAUCUGCAAAGCCGCCAUUGACAUGGAUGACCCUACAGGGUGUGGUGGAUUAUGUGCCAUGGAAACCGAAGCUUGCCAGCUUGUAGACAAAGCUCGAGGUGUGCGCGUUUGUCGUUUAUUGACGCAAGUGACGUGUUCACCUGAGGACUGGCGUUGUCGAAACGGUUUUUGCGUGCCGUCUACUGCCCGGUGCGAUGGAUCUAUCCAAUGCUACGACCGUUCGGAUGAAAUGCACUGUGAUUGCGAUUUAACAAAACAAUUUCGUUGCGGACAUUCUAUAUCAUGCUUUGCCAAUAAGAAAAUGUGUGAUGGCUCAAUUGAUUGUUGGGACGGUUUUGAUGAACUCAAUUGUACUCUAGAAUGUCCCGAAGAUCAAUUUACGUGUACUGACGGCCAGUGUAUUAUGUCAUCGAGGUUUUGCGACGGCUUGGCGGACUGUGCGGACGGCAGUGACGAGCCCCAGGGCUGCGAUGCGGCUUGCGGCACCCACGAGAUACAGUGCAAGAAUAACCGUUGCAUAUCCCGCGGUGUACAGUGCGAUGGAAAAGACGAUUGUGGUGAUAGUUCGGACGAAUCUAAUUGCUCCUAAAUUCGCAUCACGUGUUAAGCUUUUACGGUGUUUGACUGUUCCUGUUUUAGGUUUAAAAAAAAUAAUGGUACCUAUUUUCUCACAAAAUAAAAUUGUUUUUAAA
Molecule: messenger RNA, 2033 nt
Organism: Bicyclus anynana (squinting bush brown)
Lineage: Eukaryota; Metazoa; Arthropoda; Insecta; Lepidoptera; Nymphalidae
Exons: 5
Coding region: 317-1930 (537 amino acids)
Molecular function (GO): protein binding
Source: RefSeq, a predicted model, not a curated record